AUGAAACUCCUCACCUCCGCGGCCGUAAUUCUCUUUCUGCUUUUCGCACCAGCGGACAACUUCUCAGCGGUCGCGGACCGACGAAACCUUCGUCGCUGGCCGCGCUCAGGCGUGUUGGAUGCGCGUAGUUUUUCGGAGUUGCGCCACUGGAGGUCGUCGUCGGGAGCCUCUUCAGCCGGCGGGUGCUCGCUGGAUCUCUUCACGCACGACGGCGCGAGCACCAGCGCCAAGACUAAAGUCAAGAGUCGGCGUGAAACUGAGCAGUUCGUCGAGCAAGUCUUUCAGAGGAGACGGACUGCAGCUCGGCGCUGCGCCUCUGGCCAAGAGAACGAAUGCGAAACACCCGACAAGCCGAUCUGGGAAGCGCUCGGACUCCAACAACCAGAGCCCUGCCCAAAGAUCCAGACCUUCCACCUAGAGGCCGCAUGCGACGGCGAGCCAGGGACGCCACCGGCGCCCCCCCACGAGACGUCGCAGGGCACCACGGGGCGCGCAGAAGCCAUCACCCCACACCUGCCUCACCAGUCUGGUUCAGAAAACUCGUCGCACCCGGCGGCCGGCGUGGAGAGGGAGCCCGCAGCGGAGGAAGGGCACGGAGAGCCCGAGCAGCUCGGCAGGCAGCAGAGCGACCUCCCGGCGACCGCGCCGCACGCCUACUCCCGCGGAAAGGAUCGCGAAGCGGAGACGCACGAGGCUGGGUCAUUUGGCGGGGAUGAGUCUUCGCGCGACGGCGACAGCACCGCUGAUUCACAUCCCCCGGGGUCGCACGUGUCGGAGGUCGUGUCCCAUUCAGAGAUGCCUCAUUCGGGAGGAGACAGCGAGCAGCACCGAAUGGAUAACGCUGUGCACGAACGGGCUGAUGUACACGGCCACACGGAUGCCACUGAACACACCUCUGGCGAAGGAGCCGAUCAUCCCUACGGCGAGGCGCCCGAGAGCGAUGGUGAGGCGCAGCACCAUGAAUCGAAGGCUGGGGACAGAGGCCACGCGCACGAGGCCAUGCAGGCGGAUGCCUUGCAUGACGACGACGAGAAAGAGCAUUCCGAGGAAGGCGUCGGAGGCGAGCAGAACCCCAUUGUAGACGGAUCGCGAUCGCACGUUCCUGAGAAUCCACAGGCCUUCGCCGAGGUGGGCGCGCAGAACAUUUUCGCCGCGAUCAAGGAUAUAUUUGGCAACGGCGUUGACAUCACAAAUCCGCAGAACUUCGAGGGAGGUAACCAAGGCUCCUAUUUUGACUUUAUGUAUCCGCAAAGCACGGACUACCCGUGGGCAUGCGUCUGCGACGAGUCGCAGUACAAGCGCUGGGAAGCCAACGAAACGAAGGCAGUGCCGUGCAGAAACCAAGUAGAUAUGUCCGCACAAGGCAUCACUGCGGCGUGCAACCCGAAAAACCACAAGCUGAACGAUGCUGACAGACACGGAGGAAGUCUGCUUCUUUCUGUGGGCGUGCCCGCGCUCGCCACUGUCGGUAUCCUGCUGCUGGCACGAUGA
Molecule: messenger RNA, 1491 nt
Organism: Besnoitia besnoiti
Lineage: Eukaryota; Apicomplexa; Conoidasida; Eucoccidiorida; Sarcocystidae
Exons: 4
Coding region: 1-1491 (496 amino acids)
Source: RefSeq, a predicted model, not a curated record